AUAAUUCCACCUUCUCCCUCCACGGGAGUUGUUUGACACACAAAUGUCAACCUGGAACAUGGUGGCAAAGGCACGUAUCUCUUUGUCUCCACCCCACCCAUCUAGUGACAUGCGUGCUUGGUCAAUGUAUUUCUGGAUAGCUAGCUGGCCAUCUGAGUCAGAGACAGCAUCGAAUGGAGCAAUAAUACUGAGCCAGUUGUGGUGGAUGGUCUUUACAGAGCAUCCACUCACCUACAGCCUUUCUGAAGUCAGCAUGGAAACUGGCUCUAAACGAAAGUUUUGCUGAUGACAUGCACUCAGAUAAAUCUAUAAUACUGUCUUUGUGAUUAUGGUAUGGCUCCUCCUUUGUGCUGAUGGUGGGAGUGAGGGAUGGAAGCAUCUGUCUCAUUCACCCACAGCUCAUCAUAGUAUUAGCACCAUGGUUAUAAUAAUGUUCACACCAUGAUCAGCAUCCGCUGCACCUUGUUGUAGCAUGGAAGAGUAUAAAAGGAAGGCCAGAGGACUAGCCCUCAUCAGGAAAUCCAGCGGCCAUGGCAACAGGAGCGGCUAGAGGUGGAGGAGGAUGGAGAGGAGGAAGAGGAAGAGGAAACGGCAGAUCCAACGACAGACACACAAGAAACGGAGUGGGUUAUCUCAUGGACUACUUUGUGAGAAAAGACAGAGAAGAGGAGAACCAGAGGAAGAGAAAACAAAGACAAAGGAGAAGAAGAAGAGAAGAACUGGAGAGGUGCUUGAGGGACGGUGAGAUGGAGAGGGCGAGGGAAAUUGCGAAACAAAUGCAAGGUUGGGAGUUGGUGGGUCUUGAAGAAGCCCUGAGAACAAUGAAAAUCACAGGUGCUACUCCAACUCCCAACCCCCGCUCUCCCUCCCCUCCCCCCAAAGAGGGAGAAUCAUCUAGUGGGUAUGGUGUGUGUGUGUGUGGCAUUUACUUCAACCCAAAUGAUACCUUUACUAUGCAGGCACUCCACCUCCAACUCGGACUUGCACCAACAUAAUCAAUUUUACAUUACUUACCUAUUAUCAUUACUCAUAUAUACUCAUUAUAUCUUAUAUGCAAAGUGCAUGACAAGGUGGGAAUGGGAUCUGAAAAGGCUGUCAGUGGGUUGACAUAGUAAGCAAGAGAGAGUUCAGCAAGCACAGGGAGAGAGAGAGAGGCCUUGUGAAACAUGCUCUCAACAAAAAUGAAAAUAAGAAGCCUAAGUGCCGAAGUAAUUGGCAAAAAAAUAGUAAUGUGC
This is a messenger RNA of Geodia barretti, 1235 nucleotides long. The record is from the annotation of a GenBank genome assembly. Lineage: Eukaryota; Metazoa; Porifera; Demospongiae; Tetractinellida; Geodiidae.